AUGGAUUAUGUCAAAAAGGCGAUAUGGGGGCCAGAUCCCAAGGAGCAACACCGUGCUAUCAAGGCUACUUUGAGGAAGAAUGGAAGAAAUAUAGAUAAAACUCUGCGAGAACUAGCAACUCUCCAACAAAAGACGCAGCAGCUGAUUAAGAAGGCAGCGAAGAAGAACGAAGUCAGUACGGUGAAGUUGUAUGCUAAGGAGCUAUAUGCAAUCAAUAAGCAGUAUGACCGAACAUAUGUGACAAAGGCUCAGCUGGAAUCCGUGGGGAUGAAAAUUGAGGAAGCUUUCAGAAUGCGUACUUUAUCACAUCAAAUGGCAGAUAGUGCUGAACUUAUGAGAGAGGUGAAUUCCCUAGUCAGGCUGCCACAGUUGCAAAGCACGAUGAUGGAGUUGGAGAAAGAAUUAGUCAAAGCGGGCAUCAUAAGCGAAAUGGUAGACGAUGGGCUGGAGAGCGUACAAGCAGAAGACGACGAACUUGAUGAAGAAAUUGAUGAAGAAGUGAACAAGAUUGUCGAAAAAUACACCAACGAGAAAUUCGAUAAGAUGCACGAGGUUCCUAAAUCCGAACUGCCCACAUUUGAGAAGGAGGAAGAAGUUCCUGAAGAAAGAAUUGAUGAAGAGGCGGACAACAUGCUGAAUGAGAUGCGGGAUCGUUUGAAGGCUUUACAAAAUUAG
Zygotorulaspora mrakii is the source of this 675-nucleotide messenger RNA. RefSeq names its product ESCRT-III subunit protein VPS24 (gene VPS24). Gene Ontology annotation, biological process: protein transport; endosome transport via multivesicular body sorting pathway; late endosome to vacuole transport. The record is from RefSeq and is a predicted model, not a curated record. NCBI's taxonomy places the organism in Eukaryota, Fungi, Ascomycota, Saccharomycetes, Saccharomycetales, Saccharomycetaceae. The transcript has a single exon. The coding region runs from base 1 to 675 and encodes 224 amino acids. Gene Ontology annotation, cellular component: ESCRT III complex; multivesicular body.